CCGAUUCUCACUUCUUCAUCAUCAUCACCAGAUCUUGACGGAGAUAACAAUGACAACAACAAAGGAAUCAAAACCCUUUUGAAAAAAAUGAUUUUUGAUUUGGGUUUCGCUUGUUUUCUUCCUCCUUUAGCUGAAAACUCCGGCAACAACAAUGGAGGUGCCGGCGGAGGAGGAAGUGGCGGCGGAGGAGAGAAUAACAAAGCUUGGCUUUUGGCUGAAACAGCACCGGAGAAUAUGAAUCCUGAUCCUCAUUCAGUUCAUUCAUCGUUUAGAUUCAGUCUUUGUUCGCAAAUCGAGCUUGAGAAAAUGAAAGGUGAAGAACCGUCCUUGUCUGCUUCGUCUUCUUGUCGGAAUUUGUCGGUUUCUGGUGGUUCCACGACGGUUUUGAUGGUGAAUUUGGAGAAUGGUGUUAAGGAGACUACUGGGAAUUCGACUGAUGAUUUGCGGUGGACGAGAGCUAGGUCGCUUGAGAAGAGUAUUUCUCCUGUGGCUAAUACUUUGGUUCGGUUUAGCUACGGUGAAAUUGUGGCAGCUACUCGUAAUUUCUCUAAAGGGAGAGUGUUGGGAAGAGGAGCUUGUAGUUAUGUGUUUAGAGGCAAAAUCGGAAUGUGGCGAACCGCUUUAGCAAUCAAGAGACUUGAUAAGGAAGACAAAGAAUCUCCAAAAUCUUUUUGUAGAGAGUUGAUGAUUGCAAGUUCUCUCCACAGUUCCAACAUUGUGCCUCUUCUUGGCUUUUGUAUUGAUCCUGAAGAAGGUUUAUUCUUGGUUUACAAGUAUGUCUCUGGUGGAAGUCUCGAACAUUAUUUACACGAUAAGAAGAAGAAGAAAGGCGUGAAAGCGGCUUUUGGUUUACCUUGGUCAGCAAGGUACAAGGUCGCAUUAGGCAUCGCAGAUGCCAUCGCUUAUUUGCAUAAUGGAACAGAGCAAUGUGUUGUUCACAGAGAUAUCAAACCCUCCAAUAUUCUUCUUUCCUCAAAGAAAAUACCAAAGUUGUGUGAUUUCGGGUUAGCUACUUGGACUGCUGCGCCUUCUAUUCCUUUCCUCUGCAAGACCGUGAAAGGCACAUUCGGCUAUCUGGCUCCAGAGUAUUUCCAGCAUGGUAAAAUAUCUGACAAGACUGAUGUUUACGCCUUUGGGGUUGUAUUGCUUGAGCUAAUAACUGGCCGGAAACCAAUCGAAGCAAGAAGAGCAUCUGGUCAAGAAAAUUUGGUUGUUUGGGCGAAACCGUUGUUGCACAGAGGGAUGGAAGCUAUAGUGGAGCUACUCGAUCCGAGGUUAAAAUGCACAAGAAAAAACUCGGUUCAAAUGGAACAGAUGAUCCGUGCUGCAGCGGCGUGUGUGAUCAAUGAGGAGUCCCGAAGACCCGGUAUGGAAGAGAUUGUCUCAAUCUUGAAAGGGGAAGAAGGUUUAGAGCCAAAAACACACUCAAGCAGGAAAAAUACAAAUAUUUCGGGUAUGAUUGACUCGUAUACACAAUUGCAACAAACCAAAUCCGAGAUGAAAUGUCAUCUUGAUCUUGCGAUGCUCGGAGUAACCGAGUUUGAAGACGAUGAUCAUGUGUACGGGCGAUGAAAGAUCCCAAUAAAUGGAUUAAAAAGUG
Messenger RNA from Arabidopsis arenosa, 1600 nucleotides. The record is from the annotation of a GenBank genome assembly. NCBI's taxonomy places the organism in Eukaryota, Viridiplantae, Streptophyta, Magnoliopsida, Brassicales, Brassicaceae.